AUGCCACAGCUCCAACGAUCUGGGCCCUCUGUCGUGAAGACACGAACCGGAAGCGUUCUCUCUCGAGGCUUCAUUUUGAAGACAGACCAUUACCCCUCAGGUCGUGCACUUGAUCUGGAUUUGAACGUUCACGGAGCACCCAAUUUCCGAGCACCGAGGAACAGCAAUCUGAAUGUAUUCGGUGUUGCUCAGCCGCGGACUCAAGGGCUGCGUGGAAUUCUUUCAGUACUAAGGUGUAGACCGAACAUAACCAACCCAACUCAUGUGGUGUGGUUCUGUACUCGUGAAGAACCUAUAGCUGAGAAUCUGGAGGCCAUAGAAAUGCGCUUGAAGAAUGACAUACUCCUCGAGGCUAACAAAUUUGGCGGAUUGAUCCUGACUCACAACGAGAUUGCUUCGGAUGCAGGAGAAGGAGCUAUCCUACCUACGUGGACUGCUGUUGACUCCGCAAAUGUGCGGACCACUCGUGAACUGAUGGAAAACAUGAGGCGUGAUGAUUGGAACGUGGAGGAUAACUACCUUGACGCGUAUCUCCGUGUCAUCAAAGAGACGGACCCUCUGACCACUGCGCUUGUUUUUAACUGCGGUAUGGGUGCUGUUCGGACCACAUUCGCAAUGGUUGCGGCAUGCAUCAUCCGUAGGAAACAGCUUAUUUCGAAGGGCUUGGACGACCCUUACGUCAGUAAGACGGUCGUGCCAAAGAACGGUAGCAGUCUAGUUUCAAGUCCCAAGCUGCAACAAGCACUCGAGCAGGUAAGCAUGCAGCAAGACCUCAACAGGUCGCUCCUGCGUAUUACAUCCAUUCUGCAACAAUGCCUUGAGCCGGCCAGCUCUCAAACUGUUAUAGAACUUCUUUUGACACAGCCUACGCUCCUUGAGAGCCUACGCAAAGCGCAUAUGGGGAACUAUGGUGUGAUAUUGAGCUUGCUGGGCUGCCUGGAUCAUGGUCUCAAGUCGAAAAAGCUUGUCGACCGAAUCAUCGAUACGUGUGAUCACGUCACAAAUUUGAGGGAAGACAUCUUCGUGAAUCGAAUCAAGUAUUCCUUGACAACUACGAUGGGCGAGGUCGAGCGUGAGGGCUUCUUGAAUAAGGCGGUUCGGUCCCUCGAGAAGUACUUCUUUGCGAUAGCAUUCGCCGAGUACAUAGACUCACAGCAUGAAACCACUCAGACGUUCUCAGGUUGGCUGAAGGCGAGGACAGAAAUCUGGAACCAAGUGAUGUUCCUGCGCAAGUCAUAUGGAUCUCGAUUAAAUGUCUUUGCGCCCAUCAACGACCUUUCAAACUUGUCCAAGUCGGGUUCGGAGGAUCAGGCACUGGUUCCCGGGCAGCGGAAUGACGUUGCCAUUGCCGGAGGGCAGAUUCUGGGCGACGAGUAUUCGGAUCACGUCAUCAGGAAUCGUAGUGGGAUUAUCUUACGAGAGGGCACCUUACUCAAGUCAGACCAAUGGCUCAGUCAAUCACUCCAAGUCUCCAAUGGCGUGCGUGGGGCGAUCAAUUUCCGCAAUAUUCCAGGCACCAAGAUCUACGCACUCGGACAACCAACCCUAGAUGCCAUUGAUGAAGUGGUCGCUCGAGUGCGCAAUGCGCAUUCAUCUGCCAACCGAAUUCUAUGGCUUGCGCUGCGCGAAGAACCGAUUGUGUAUAUAAAUGGAGCUCCGUACUGCUUGCGACGCGAGCGAUUCACGUUAAGAAAUAUGAAAGACUACGGAGGCAUAUCUGCCUCGCGGUUGGAGGUAUUGGAGGAACGUCUUCGUGACGAUGUGAUAUCAGAACUCAAUCAGUUCGGAGGAAGACUCCUGUUGCACACGGAAACACCUGAUGGUUCUGUUGUCCCUGUCUGGGAAGAGGUACAGAGUGAGAAUGUUUGUGUGUUGAAGGACAUCAUGGCCGCUCGCCGACACAUCGAUGACGAUACCGAGUUUGUUUAUACUCGUAUACCCAUUACAGCGGAGCGACCACCAGAUUUCAGCGAUCUUAGCGAACUCAUCGACAUUGUCAUCAGAAGCAAUGCGACGGGUUCUCCUAUCAUGAUCAACUGCCAACUCGGACGUGGCAGAAGUACUAUGACAGCCGUGAUCCUCGUUCUGAUUCAACAGUGGCUACAGAAUGGUGCCAAGUCAAGGACAUCACGGUCACCCCAUAGACUCGGACGUUCGUUGGCUAUGACUGAUGAUGGGGACAAUGAACAUCCCGCACGACGCCAAUCCUACCAAGUGAUCAAUAACCUUUUACGUGUAAUUCGCAAAGGCCCUGCUGUGAAGAACAUAGUCGACAACGCUAUUGAUCAAUGCGCGCAAGUCGUGAAUCUACGGGACUCUAUCGAAGAUGCCAGAUCCCGCGCGGAACAGGCAACGGACGAGUGGCAGCGCAGACAGUGGGCGCACAAAGGCUUACAGUACCUCAGGCGGUACUUCGAGUUGAUCAUUUUCCAGGCCUAUUUGCAAUCUAUAGAACCAGACACUAUGCGUACCUUCGAGAGCUUCGAGUCUUUCGUUGAAGGACGACCAGUCAUCAAGACAUUCGAAAAGGAGCUGGUAACUGACGACAUGAACACUCUGAAACCCCUUGAGCGCGUUGAUGCUACCGAGGGCGUUGCUCCAGAUGAAGUCAAGAGGAUCGUUGUCAAUCGUGCUGGGAGUAUUCUCUCAGCAUCUACAAUUUUGAAGAGCGACUUUUUCUCCAACCUGCAAAAAAUGAGUCUGUCUGAGCGAAUUGAGGGCGCGCCUAACUUCCGACGUGUCCCCUUAAGUCUGCGCCUUGUAUCGUCGGGUACGUCAUCACCCUCGGGCGACGCAGAAUUUGCACCAGAGACGGCGGACGACGGAAAGUGGAUCUGUGGAAGCGGCAUGCCGACAGUGCAAGGUUUGAGACGGGCAUUAACUCGAGUCAACGCUCAUCCCAAUGGCAGUAAUAUGGUUUACUGGACCUCCCUUAGGGAGGAACCAGUCAUUUAUGUUGCAGGCCGACCCCAUGUGCUGCGGCUUGUGAAUAAACCCCUUGAGAAUGUCGAGGCGACUGGUGUUACCACAAGCAUGGUGGAGGCCAUGGAAGAGAGCCUCAAGCGAGACGUGAUACAGGAGGUGCGAGCUGGAGGUGGCCGAAUCCUCCUGCACGACGAAGUAGAGGAGCGUCCAGGCGUUUUCUCGAUUAUCCCUAUCUGGGAAGAUGUUACCGAAGACGAUAUCAUGACCCCCAGAGAUGUCUACGACCUCAUGGCCAAGGAAGGGUACAAGGUGAACUACGACCGCGUUGCUGUGACCGACGAACAAGCGCCGCUCCCUGCUGCACUUUCGCAGCUUGUUGAUCGUGUCCGAUCUGGCCUGGUUUCAGGAGAGGCGGGCGAUUUUAUCUUCAAUUGUCAGAUGGGCCGGGGCCGAACGACCACCGGCAUGGUCACUGCUUGCUUGAUCGCUACGACAAUGAAGUGGAACCACGAUCUGGAGACAUCUGCGUUGUUACCGCAUGCAGAAGAAGAAAACCAGGGUGGCCUCGAGCAGUAUGAUAUGAUUGAUGGCCCGUCAGAAGAAGAGGCAUAUUUGCAGGGAGAAUACAAGACGAUCCUCCAGCUUGUUGGAGUGCUCUCGCACGGCAAGAUGGCGAAACGCUUGACGGAUCGCGCUGUUGACCUUAUGCAAGACGUGCAAAACUUGCGCAAGGCAAUUUACGACUAUCGACUCAAGGUAAACGCUUGUGAGAAAGGAAGCGCCAAGCAACGCAAGCUCAUGGACAUCGGGGUCAACUACUUGUAUCGCUACGGUACUUUAAUCGUGUUCGCGAACUAUCUCAUCGAAAUGAAGGAGACAGAAGGGAAGUCAGAGGAGGUCACAUUCCCGAGGUGGUUGAAGGAGCACCGCGAGAUCACGACCUUGCUGGGCCGCAGGUCUCUGGAUUGAGAACCGUGUACAAGACUGACAAAUCCUACGCAUCCAUACCGUAGCCAAUAUCUAAUCACGCUUACAU
Postia placenta MAD-698-R-SB12 is the source of this 3961-nucleotide messenger RNA. RefSeq lists its product as hypothetical. The transcript has 30 exons. Bases 1 to 3894 code for a protein of 1297 amino acids. NCBI's taxonomy places the organism in Eukaryota, Fungi, Basidiomycota, Agaricomycetes, Polyporales, Adustoporiaceae. The record is from RefSeq and is a predicted model, not a curated record.